GCAAUGUAGCAGUGAUCCGCCUUUCAAAUGAUGCUGCAAGCUUAGGGUUAAGGUAUUAUUCCAGGUAACAAAAGCCAAUGAGAGUACACCAAGAUGAUGUUUGUGACAUCAUCUCAGAGAGUAGCUAGAACAGCUGAGGUAGCUUUCAGCUUCAGCACCAUUGCUAUUAUGAUGGAUGUUUACAUCUCUUCAUUGAGAGCCAAUUAUCUCGCUUUUGUGUGAGGCCCAAGGAUCACUCAUGCUGCCCGUCUGGAUACAGCAGUCUUGGAUCUAGCUGAACGAAUAGCUUUUCUCUGUGCAUGGAUGAAUGCAGAAGUAUGAAAAAAGACCCCAGCUGAUACUCGACAAAACAGGAGUGAGUAAUACUAAAGGGCUGCAUGAGGGCUCAUUUUUGCGACGUGAUCUGUACUACAGUGAGGAGCACGAAGGAAAUAUAUGCAUUUAUUCAUACAACAGCUGAAUCUAAAUAUCUGGAUAAAAUGAGAUGUUUUCGAAAACGCUCAGCGUUACCAGUCCUUGGGGUUCUAAUCUUUUGCUUGCUGUUCAUGAACUUAUACAUUGAGGAUGAAUAUGUUGUGGAAGAAGAUAAAAGACUUAGAGAUGCUUCUACUCACCAAUUAAAUUCAGAUUCCUAUGGCAAUACAGUCAGGGAGUUCUCUAACUUCUCCUCAUCUAUAAAUGUUACAUAUCAAAUAUUAGCUGGCAUACCAAUAGCAAGAAAACGUUUUCUAACAAUUGGCCUAUCAUCUGUGAAGAGGAAAAAAGGAAAUUAUUUGCUUGAAACUAUCAAGUCUGUAUUUGAACAGUCAAGCUAUGAAGAACUGAAGGAGAUAGCUGUAGUCGUUCAUUUAGCAGAUUUUGACCUGGCCUGGUGUGAAGGUAUUGUCCAAGAUAUAUUGAGAAAAUUCUCCCAUCACAUCAUUGCAGGAAGACUGGCGAUUAUCCAUACUCCAAUACAGUACUAUCCUGUAUUAGAAGGCUUAAAAAGAAAUUACAAUGAUCCAGAUACCCGGGUGAAAUUUAGAUCUAAACAAAAUGUGGACUAUGCCUUUCUAUUAAAUUUUUGUGCUAAUCUCUCAGAUUAUUAUUUAAUGCUUGAAGAUGAUGUUAGAUGUGCUAAGAAUUUCCUGACAACAAUUAAAAAGGUAAUAAAUUCCAGGAAGGGCUCAAACUGGGUGACCUUGGAGUUUUCAAAGCUAGGAUAUAUAGGUAAACUAUAUCAUACUCACGAUCUACCGCGACUAGCCCAUUUUCUACUUAUGUUCUACCAGGAAAUGCCUUGUGAUUGGUUGUUGAUUCAUUUUAGAGGUCUAUUAGCCCAAAAAGAGGCUAUUCGUUUUAAGCCAUCUCUUUUUCAGCAUAUGGGAUAUUAUUCAUCAUAUAAAGGUGCUGAGAACAAAUUGAAGGAUGAUGACUUUGAAGAGGACUUGCUUGAUAUACCAGACAACCCCUCUGCAAUUCUCAGCACAAAUAUGCAUACAUUUGAAAAUUAUGAGGUUAAUAGGGCUUAUAGUAGCGCUGAAGAAUAUUUUUGGGCCAAGCCUCCUUCUAGUGGCGACUUUUAUCAUAUUGUGUUUGAGAAACCAAUCAAAAUCAGCAAAAUCAAAGUCAACACAGGAACGGAAGACCGUCAAAACGAUAUUCUACACCAUGGGACCCUGGAGGUUGGAGAAAGAUUAGUUGGGACUAAGAAAAACAAAAAAUGUACAACUUACCUUAGGUUAGGUGAUUUCAUAAAUGGAAACUUUGAAAUUGACAAUUUAGACCGUAAAGUUCUUUUUAAUAUUGACUGCAUUCGAAUUUUGGUGACUAAAAAUCAGAAUGAAUGGCUAACUAUUAAAAGCAUAAGUGUCUGGACUACUGAGACAUUGAACCAAUAAAACACUCAUUUGCUGCCUUCCUUAUGGAAGAAAGACAUUUCAGUUGAAUGUCAACUGGUCUUUUUCACUCAUGGACUACUUUUUGCUAAUAUGUGAAAUGCAAAUGGCAAAUUAAAAGUGAAAAGGCUCUUUAUAUUUUACUAUUUCUGUCAGGCAAUAUUUAAGUCAGUUGUUGUUUUUUGAAUGUCCUCUAUUUUUUACCAAACGGAAGCAUAAUUUUCCCAUAACUUAAAGGUAAUUUUGCUGCCUAUUUAUUUGAAGAUUUUAUGUGUUUAAUCUAUGGGAAUGUCACUAGGGACAUACAUAAUCUGUCUUGCGUUUAUGUUUGUUUUGUCUUUAUGGUAUAGUAUUUUACUACCUCUAUUUUCUUUCUAUAUUGAGCCCAUUUUUUUUACCAUAAUCUUAAGAGUUUAGAGCACAAAACAAACUUUAAUUAAACACUGUGAUUAAACACUGUGGACAAAAUCUUUUUAUUUCAUGCUUUACUACGAGUUGUUACAAUUGAACCCAUUAAACUUUGGUGGAAAUGCU
Hyla sarda is the source of this 2411-nucleotide messenger RNA. RefSeq names its product MGAT4 family member C (gene MGAT4C). Gene Ontology annotation, biological process: protein N-linked glycosylation. The transcript is spliced from 6 exons. Bases 378 to 1880 code for a protein of 500 amino acids. The record is from RefSeq and is a predicted model, not a curated record. Gene Ontology annotation, molecular function: acetylglucosaminyltransferase activity. NCBI's taxonomy places the organism in Eukaryota, Metazoa, Chordata, Amphibia, Anura, Hylidae.